UUGCGGUAGCGCCGCCAAAGGCUGGCUGGAGCUGCCGACGGCUUCCGCUUUCUUUUCCGUGCCGGAGCGAGCGGCACCGGAUCCAACGGCCGACCCGGCUACUGUGUAGGCUGCCCUGGCUUGUGGGGGAAAAGAUCAUCGCCGGCGUUGCUGACCUGAGUCUCAAAGAGAUACAACUAUGGGUGGGAUUUGGGCCCUUUUUGGGAGCGAUGGGUGCCUCUCUGUUCAGUGUCUAUCUGCCAUGAAAAUAGCCCACCGAGGCCCAGAUGCAUUUCGUUUUGAGAAUGUUAAUGGAUUCACCAACUGCUGCUUUGGCUUCCACCGGUUGGCAAUUGUUGAUCAGCUAUAUGGAAUGCAGCCUAUAAGGGUGAAGAAAUUUCCAUAUUUGUGGCUGUGCUACAAUGGAGAAAUAUAUAAUUAUAAGCAGCUGCAGAAACAUUUUGGAUUUGAUUACCAGACCUUAGUAGAUGGCGAGGUAAUCCUUCACCUUUAUGACAAAGGGGGAAUUGAGCAAACAGCCUCCAUGCUUGAUGGUGUAUUUGCAUUCGUUUUGCUUGACACUGCAAACAGGAAAGUGUUUCUGGGAAGAGAUACAUACGGAGUCAGACCCAUCUUCCGGGUCUUGACUGAUGAUGGAUUCCUGGGCGUUUGCUCUGAGGCAAAAGGUCUUACCAGUUUGAAGCACAAUAUGUCUUUUGCGCCCAAAGUGGAACCUUUCCCUCCAGGACAUUACGAAGUGUUGGAUUUAAAGCCAAGCGGCAAAGUUGCAUCCGUGGAAAUGGUGAAAUUUCACAGCCCCAAAGAUGUGCCUCUGCAUGCUGCCUACAGUUUAGUACAAAAUCUACCCUCAGGUUUUGAUCUUGAAAUUGUGAAAAGCAACAUCCGGAUUUUGUUUGAAAAUGCUGUUCGGAAACGUUUGAUGGCUCACAGAAGAAUUGGCUGUCUCUUGUCAGGUGGUUUGGAUUCUAGCUUGGUUGCGGCGAUGCUUAUCAAACUGAUGAGGGAACAAAACAUUACCUACCCGUUGCAGACCUUUGCUAUUGGAAUGGAAGAUGCUCCUGACUUGCUGGCUGCUAGAAAGGUAGCGGCUCAUAUUGGGAGUGAACAUCAUGAAGUCAUUUUCAAUUCUGAAGAAGGGAUUCAGGCACUAGACGAUGUUAUAUUUUCCUUGGAAACAUACGAUAUCACCACUGUGCGAGCCUCAGUGGGUAUGUAUCUGGUCUCACGGUAUAUCAGGAAAAAAACCGACAGUGCAGUCAUUUUCUCAGGAGAAGGUUCAGACGAGCUGACACAAGGGUAUAUCUAUUUUCAUAAGGCACCUACUGCUGAAGAAGCUGCAGAAGAAAGUGAGAGGCUCCUAAGAGAACUCUAUCUGUUUGAUGUUCUCCGUGCUGACAGGACAACAGCUGCUCAUGGUCUUGAAUUAAGAGUUCCAUUUUUAGAUCACCAGUUUACUGCAUAUUACUUGUCUUUGCCACCAGAACUUAGAGUACCAAAGAAUGGCAUUGAAAAACAUCUCUUAAGAGAGGCCUUCGAAGAUACUAACUUAUUGCCUAAAGAAAUACUCUGGAGACCCAAAGAAGCCUUCAGUGAUGGCUUAACCUCUGUCAAGAAAUCAUGGUUCUCAAUAUUGCAAGAUUAUAUUGAUAUUCAGGUUGAUGACACUCUGUUGGAGAAGGCACCAAAUAAGUUUCCCUUUAACCCACCAAAAACAAAAGAAGGGUACUAUUACCGCCAGAUAUUUGAGAAGCACUAUCCUGGACAUUCUGAUUGGCUCCCACACUAUUGGAUGCCAAGAUGGAUCAAGGCCACUGAUCCAUCUGCUCGCACAUUACAACAUUACAAGUCAGCUACAAAAGAAUAGAUGCUUUUAUUGGAAGCUAGGUACGAAGGGCUUGCUAACUUGGAAUUCUUUCCAGCUGAAAUUGAAAAGCAACAACAUAAAGCCUCAGUAAAGAUAAAAAUAAAAAAGUAGCAUUUUAAAAAAUAAAUGUUUAUUUUAAUCCCUUUCA
Molecule: messenger RNA, 2012 nt
Organism: Pogona vitticeps (central bearded dragon)
Lineage: Eukaryota; Metazoa; Chordata; Lepidosauria; Squamata; Agamidae
Gene: ASNS
Product: asparagine synthetase (glutamine-hydrolyzing)
Cellular component (GO): cytosol
Molecular function (GO): asparagine synthase (glutamine-hydrolyzing) activity
Source: RefSeq, a predicted model, not a curated record